CAUCGGGAAGAUGGCGUCGAUGAGAUGAGCGCCACUGGAUUUAUUUUAACUUGGUUGAGUGUGCUGUUUGUUGUACUUCACCAUUGCUGACGAGUUCUUUAGCGCACAGUCGGGCGAAAACGUGCUCGUGUGGUCAAAGACCCGAACGGAGUGGACAGGUCUGAGAAGCCGUGAGCGGAACUGGAGCACCAGCGUCAUGCAGAUCACCUUGAAAACCCUCCAGCAGCAAACUAUCAAGAUUGACAUCGAACCGGAGCAAACGGUUAAAGACUUGAAGGAGAAGAUUGAAGCAGAGAAGGGGAAAGAAUGCUUCCCUGUUGCAGGCCAAAAACUGAUUUAUGCUGGAAAAAUCCUGCAGGAUGACACACCCAUCAAAGAUUAUAAAAUAGAUGAGAAGAACUUUGUAGUGGUUAUGGUGGCAAAGCCAAAAUCUGCUUCAGCUGCACAGUCUAAGUCAACAGAUGUGGUCAGAGUUCCUCUACAGGAAUGUCCCGUUGUACAACCCCUUGUACCAACCCCAGCAGCAAUACCCAUCCCUCCUGAUGAAGACAAACAAAAAGAGCAGAGUCCUCCUGCUCAGUCUGAGUCAGACAGUGUUAGUGUUACUUCGUCUUCAGAAGGUGCUGUGAGACAAGAUGCUUCUUCAGCACUAGUAACAGGCUCAGAGUACGAGGCCAUGCUGACAGAGAUCAUGUCAAUGGGUUAUGAACGUGAGCAGGUGGUAGCUGCUUUAAGAGCCAGCUUCAACAAUCCUCAUCGAGCUGUAGAGUACCUUCUCACUGGUAUUCCUGGCAGCCCAGUACGUGAAACACCUCCAAGACGAGAUGAGCCAGCAUCUACUGAAAACCCUUCUUCAGAAGGUGACAACCCAUUAGAAUUCCUCAGAGACCAGUCUCAGUUUCAAAAUAUGAGACAAGUGAUUCAGCAGAACCCAGCUUUGUUACCAGCUCUUCUGCAGCAGCUGGGAAGUGAAAACCCCCAACUGUUACAGCAAAUUAGUCAGCACCAGGAGCUCUUCAUCCAAAUGCUGAAUGAGCCCUUAGGUGACUUGGCUGAUAUUAGUGAAAGUGAAGGGGAUUUGGGAGCUAUGGCAGAGGAUGCAGCUCCUGUUAACUACAUCCAGGUUACACCACAAGAAAAAGAAGCCAUUGAGCGGUUAAAAGCCCUUGGCUUCCCUGAAAAUUUGGUGAUCCAAGCCUACUUUGCCUGUGAGAAGAAUGAAAACCUUGCUGCUAACUUUCUUUUGAAUCAGAACUUGGAUGAUGAAUGAGAAAAAUCCCACAUUUAUUUUUUUAUCAAAGGUUACAUUUAUUUAAAAAGCAAAAAUAGAAUAAAUUAAAAUUAUAAAACUGUAAUAGGAGAGGGCAACACUUUUUAGUAAUAUCUACAAAUGAAAAUCUUUCAUAGUCUGCUGUAUGUGAAGAUUAAAUUAGUUUCCCCCACAUUUUUAUCAUUUUUAGAAGCCCUGAACAUUUUUCAGCUUUGGAAUUUUUUGACUGAAAUCUUGGCUAAAAAGGGAAAAAGAGAAAUCCUAGGAAAUUGUGGACACUUCAGGUUCCUUUACUGCAUUUCAUAUAAAAUGGGUUUAUGGCCAUUACCCUAUAUUGUUUGGAGAGAAUUUAAAUUUAUCGUUGACAUCGCUGAACAAGAAUUGAAUGGAAAAGCAAAGGAUUGAUGCUUCAAGCUCUCCAGUAAUCCGACAUUGGAGUCCAUUAAGAUUAGAAUGGCCCUAGUGUUUUUCACAUGUUGAAAGGACAUGGAAACGAGCCUUAAUAUUCAUCUUUAAGUAUUCAUAAGGUUUUUUUUCUGUUAUUUGUAUAUGCUUAUCAUGAUCCUUCUGUUGCCACUAGACAAAAUUUAAGGACAUUGAAGUAAAACAUCUGUAAAUUUCAAAUCGUUCAGGUGUAAAUCAAUCUCCCUCUUUUGUCAUACUUCAUUGGUCUGUUAAAUUUGGGUUUACAGCAUUUAAGGUGAUUGUGCAAACCUGUGAAUUGUCUUAGCAAAACAGUGCUGUGUUUUUCUUUUUAUGCAGUAUCUAUAGAUUCUCAUACCAUUCUAAUACAGUAUAAAUGGUCUGAAAGAACAUUUUUUUGUUCAAUGAACAAUCUGAUUUUCUCUUAACAUUUUAUGACUUUAAUAAAUAGUAAUUUAUGAGUAGAUAUUCCAUGAAAAAGUACUUUAUCCUCAAACAUGCCAAGGCUGAGGUGUCUGGACUGUAAUAUCAGUCCAGUCAAACUUUCUGCCGCACUGAAAACCUAGGUUUAUACAUACAUUACAGUCACAGGUUAAAAAAUGGCUAGGAGGGGACACAAUGAAUGUGAUGAUGUACGUACACUAAAAUGAGAAAGGAUUAGUAAAAUGGUGAGGAUAUAGCAGUUUAAAACUCACUAUGUUUCUGCCAUCUUCUAAGAAAUGACAGAAUGAGAUGUACAUGGCAUAUCAUUUACAUACUAAAGCUUUGUUAACUGCAGUUGUUUUGAAGUUUGUUGUCUUAAGUGGAUUGCUGCCUCGAAGCUUAUGAACUCCUUUGUCCUCGCCUGCACUUCUGUAUGCUUGUUUUUUUUGGAUUUGAUGCCAAUACUCUGAUCUGCAGAUCUCCCCACCUUGGGAGUGCCUUAAUGUAUUCAUGAAAUCGCUGAAGGCUUCAUUUUGUUUUUAAAUAUGCCAGUCUUCUGUGUUAUACUUUUAAUAUAGAGGUUCUAUUGCAUUUUAAAAUGGGACACACUAUUUUGUGGAUUUUCUAUAAUUUAUUUCACACACGGCUAUUUCCUACAUCUGUUAACAGUAAAUAAAAAAAACAAAUUUACAAUAAGCUUGUUCCUAAAUGAUGUUUAACAAGUGUUGCCACUGUACAUUGUUUUAUUACAUGUAAGGAGUGUUAGUCUUGGCCGUCUGUUUUGGCCACGCCCUAUUUUAUAUGCCAGUCUUGAAAUUAUUAACUAUGAUUGAUUCCUUUUAGCACUCCGGCACACACUUUACACCUACCGUGAUAGUGGGAUUAAAUAUGUUGAACUGUAUAAUAUGAAGCCGUCCACAUAGCACACACCUGCUUUCUCUGAUAGGAAAUCUGCUUUUCUUUUACAAAUACCUCAGGUUGUUUAUGUAUUUUAAUUUAGAUAAGGAUAAUUACACUUUUAUGAGCCAUAGAAUAUUAUAUAUUAGGGAUUAGCCAUUUUGUGACAUGACUGGCAGCUUGUCAAGGGUUGAUCUUGAUUGCAGCGGUACAUCCUGCAGUUCCGUAAUAGAACAAGAACUUUUAGAGCAGGGGUGUCAAGCUCGGAUUCUGGAGGGCUGUAGUGGCUGAAGCUUUUGAUUCUUUAGUAGCCAGUUCUCAUUACUAAUGACACCUACUUCAUGUGCCUUUAAUUUUAAUUGAUUUGCUUUUUAAGAUUUAGAAUCCUUCAUUUUUUCUGUUUCCUUAAGCAGAUUUGCAGCUAACCCAGGGAUCUUAAACUCAGUUUCUGGAAUGGAGGGCCAUCAUUUUUUACUUCACUCAAUUUCUUAAUUAGAAGCCACUUGUUGCUGUUAAUGAUGCACUUUAAUUCUAUAGAUCAUUAGUACUCUCACACUGAAACUAGACAUUUUGAAAUAGGUUGAUUUUGUUUUGUUUUUUUUUUUUCUUUGAGAGCCCCAUCUAAAUGUUUUGUGGAACUCAGCAGAUCAGUUAUUUUUUGCAGACCUUCACUUUUUCUUUUCCUAUAUUCUUUUUAAAACAGAUGUCACACGAUGGACAGAGAAGUGCUAAUGGGAUCAAGUUAGUUGGUUAUCUUUCAGUUCGCUCUUCAUUUCAUUAUUGUUGGCUUCUUGUUAAGAAAAGCAAUUAAGGGUUUUGAGUUUUAAAAAGUAAAUCAGUUAUAGUUAAAGGCAAAAAAAGUCUGUUCAAUUAGCAGCAGUACUUGGCUAUUAAUUAAGAAAAUGGCUGAACUGAAAAACUGGAUCAGACUUUGACAUUCCUGGUUUAUAGUUAAAGUUGAAUUUAAAGGAAUUUUAAGUUGAAAAUAUGUCAGUGACACGUAGUAUCCACUAGAUGUCAUGUUAGCCAUUACAUUCUGCUAAAUUCCAAUACUCCAUUCAUUCUGUCGGCACUUCUGACAACAUCAUUUCUACAUACGGAGCAAUUUUCAGAAGGGCCACUGUUUAACCUACAUAGCGUAAAUCCUUAAUCUGUCCCACCUAGGUUUAUGUGAAAUAAUUGACAUUUUUGAUAAUUAGAAGGCAUUCAGGAAAAACUUCUGAUGAGAAAAUGUGGAUUCAAACUGGACUUUUUUUUUUUUUUUUU
Molecule: messenger RNA, 4279 nt
Organism: Erpetoichthys calabaricus (reedfish)
Lineage: Eukaryota; Metazoa; Chordata; Cladistia; Polypteriformes; Polypteridae
Gene: rad23aa
Product: RAD23 homolog A, nucleotide excision repair protein a
Exons: 9
Coding region: 197-1270 (357 amino acids)
Biological process (GO): nucleotide-excision repair; proteasome-mediated ubiquitin-dependent protein catabolic process
Cellular component (GO): nucleoplasm; cytosol
Molecular function (GO): polyubiquitin modification-dependent protein binding; proteasome binding; damaged DNA binding
Source: RefSeq, a predicted model, not a curated record